Messenger RNA from Fraxinus pennsylvanica, 765 nucleotides. Lineage: Eukaryota; Viridiplantae; Streptophyta; Magnoliopsida; Lamiales; Oleaceae. The record is from the annotation of a GenBank genome assembly.
AUGGAAGAAAAGAAACAAAGGCAUUUUGUUCUUGUACAUGGUGCGUGCCUUGGAGCUUGGUGCUGGUACAAGCUGCAAACGUUGCUGGAGGCGGCCGGCCACCGCGUCACGACAUUUGAUCUCUCAGCCUCCGGCAUUGACCCGAAAAGCAUAGACGAACUUCGCACAUUUUCCGACUAUACAAUGCCGUUGUUCAAGGUAAUGGAGUCGAUUUCACAAGACGAAAAAGUAGUUCUAGUUGGACAUAGCCUUGGUGGGAUGAACCUGGCUUUUGCAAUGGAGAAAUACCCUCAAAAGAUUUCUGUUGCUGUUUUUGUUACUGCUUAUAUGCCAGAUACUGUACAUAGGCCAUCCUAUGUUUUGGAACAGACCCCCAAGGGAAAUUCAUUGGACACUCAAUUCAUACAGUUUGGUAGACCGGAAGAUAAACUUACAGCAAUGCUUUUUGGCCCCGAGUACCUAUCCGAAAUGUAUCACCUCUGCACCCCUGAGGAUGUUGCAUUAGCAAAAACAUUGGUGAGGCCGAUGUCUGUUUUUAUGGAAGAUUUGUCAAAGAGACACCCAUUUUCCAAUGAAGGUUAUGGAUCUGUAAAACGUGCUUUCAUCAUAUGUGCUCAGGAUAAAGGAAUGAAUGAAGAAUUCCAACGUUGGGAAAUUGAAAAUAGUGGUGCGGCAAUAGUAAAAGAAAUAAAAGAUGCUGACCAUAUGGCAAUGAUCUCAAAUCCCCAUAAACUUUGCCAAUUUUUACUGGAGAUAGCAAAUUAA